GUCCAACGUCGCUCGCCGUAUUGGAUGCUAUCGUCAUCGCUUUGCUUAUGAUUUUUUUUAUACUCGAUUGGUUAAUUUUAGCAGGAUUUAACCGCAUAAGCUAUACUGUUUUGAAGCGAUUCAUCUUUGAGCUUAUAAUGCAGCCGGAAACCUCGCAACAAUAAUAUAUUUUUGUUCCGAUGUACUUGUUUUGUCGAUUUAAGUAGACCACGCCUACAAAGAGAGGUAAACAAGCGUGUAGCCCUCGCCAGCUAACACCACAGCAGUAGCAGCCAUUAGUUUAUUUACCUUUCUAACGUAAAGUAGCUAUAUUUUUUGGUUGGAAAGUAGAUAUAUACGUAUUUCUAACCAUGAAUUGUCGAUCAGAAGUCCUUGAGGUAACUGUCGAAGCGAGGCAAGUAGAAGAGUCUAUGUUGGCUCUGCUUCAUACCAUUUUACUGCACCGUAGCACAGGCAAAUUUCAUUACAAAAAGGAGGGCACCUACUCCAUUGGCACAGUGGGCACGCAGGACAUAGACUGCGACUUUAUUGACUUCACAUUUGUCAGAGUCUCAUCAGAAGAGCUGGAUAGAGUCAUAAGGAAAGCGGUGUCAGAGUUCAAGGAUGCUCUGAGUGUUUCUGGCUCUGAUGGCAUGGGGCAGAUCUGUUUGGAGUUUUACCAGAAGAAGAAGUCACGAUGGCCCUUUUCAGAUGAGUGCAUCCCUUGGGAGGUGUGGAGCAUCAAGGUCAAUGUUGUCAACCUGGCCAAUGAGCAAGAGAGACAGAUCUGCCGGGAGAAAGUUGGUGAGAAGUUGGGCGAGAAGGUCAUAAAUGUGGUUGAAGUCAUAAACCGACAUGAAUAUCUGCCAAAGAUGCCCACCCAAUCUGAAGUCGACAAUGUGUUUGAUACCAGUCUAAAGGAUGUUCAGCCAUAUCUUUACAAAAUCACGUACCAGAUCACAGAUUCUCUUGGAACCUCUGUGAGCACCACCGUGAGAAGGCUGAUUAAAGACACUUUGGCCUUGUGAGGACACCCUAGUGUUGCAUCUAUGUAAAAACUGUAUAUAUCUUGGACAUCUGAUCUGCACCUGGUGAAAUCUGACAUUUGACAAAUCUGUGUAAGAAGAAAAUAGUUAUUCCUGAUUAUGUGUUAUUUAUCAAGUUAAAUUUGAAAAGGCUUGGAUUUAUUUUUUGAAAUUUGUCCAUGUUGAACUCUUAUGCCAAAAAAUCUGAGGCAGUGUGUCCUAAAUAGAAUAGCCUAUGUGUUUUAACCACACAAUGACUCCUUUCUAUAACAAUCUAAUUUGGAAGCAUUAAAUUGUAUAAUUAUAAACUUGAACUUGGUGUAUUUUUGUUAUCUAAACUAAACUACGCAUUAUAAGUUAUAUAGAGAAAAAUGCAAAAAUAUUCAUGAGCAUUCCCAUGUUAGAACUAUGGAUAACAAACCAUUUCCUCAUCCAUGAGAUGGUUUCCCCUCUUCAGAGUUUUAUGGAGCCUGUGACCUGACACUCUGACCAGGCAGGAUUUCCAGUUUGUAUUUUUCCAGUUGAAAGUCCGCACUUACACGUUCCAGCCAGAAACACAAAACAGUAGAAACAAGCUUAAAAAUGGGUCUCAUCAAUAUCACUUUAUUACA
Molecule: messenger RNA, 1615 nt
Organism: Periophthalmus magnuspinnatus
Lineage: Eukaryota; Metazoa; Chordata; Actinopteri; Gobiiformes; Gobiidae
Gene: atg101
Product: autophagy related 101
Exons: 2
Coding region: 351-1007 (218 amino acids)
Biological process (GO): autophagy; autophagosome assembly
Cellular component (GO): phagophore assembly site
Source: RefSeq, a predicted model, not a curated record